AUGGGCAGUCUAUCUUCCCCCAAUUCUUUCCAGAAUGAUAAUGUUGAUCUUGUGGUCAUCGGAGGCGGCCCCACGGGUCUUCUUUCUGCUGUGCUCGCACGCCAACAGGGUCUCACUGUUUGCGUUAUUGAAGACGACAAAGAUGGACCGUUGAAGCUGGGCAGAGCAGAUGCUCUAAAUGCUCGAACCCAGCAGUAUCUCGAAGUGGUUGGUGUUCUCAAAGAGCUGCGCUCCAAGGGCAUAGAGUGCAAUACCAGUUCUACCUUUUCAGAGGGUGUCUUCAAGUCCAGACAGAGUCAAUGGUGGACCAGUCUCGAGCAUUGUCUGCACAAGAACUUUCUCAUGAUUGGGCAGCCCGAGGUUGAAUCGGCACUCUUGGGCCUUUUCGAUCACCCAGUGAGCUACAAGGAGCAAGUAGUCUCGAUCUCUGAGGACGAUCGAGGUGUCUCGGUCAACACGAGCCUUGGUCGAAUUGUCCACGGAAAAUACGCCAUUGCUGCCGAUGGCGCCCGUUCCAUGGUACGUAGCAGCCUCGGCAUUUCAUUUACGGGCACGAAGCCCGAGAUGGUGUGGGCAGUCCUGGAUACCUUCAUUGAUACCGACUUCCCUGUAUGCUCGGAAAUCAUCACGUUUCAAUUGAACGGACAGUCGCGGGUCUCGUGGAUACCCCGGGAACGUGGCAUGGCUCGAUUCUAUAUCCUUCUCGACGGGGACAUCAACCAGGCCAGAGCGGAACAGUCCAUCAGAGACCACAUGGCUCCACAUCGGAUAGACUUUGUCAAAACGGAAUGGUUCAGCACCUUUGAGGUCAAGGAAAGGAUAGCUUCCUCUUUCGUCUCCAAGGAGGGCUCCGGCCGAAUCAUUCUGGCAGGGGACGCAGCCCAUGUCCACAGCGUCAACGGUGGACAAGGGCUGAACACUGGGGUAGCUGACGCUUUUGGCCUCGGCUGGCGCAUCGCCAUGGCUGUGCGCGCUGAGAAGGCUGCCCCAGAAGUGGCAAGUCGCCUUAUCAAGAGCUACGAUACGGAGCGCCGCUCUGUUGCCCAGGAUGUCAUUAAUGUCGCAGCCAGGCUGGUGCGCGACACCAUGCACACUGCCAAGCAGUAUGUUGCGACAAUCGAGAAGAACGCCGGCUACAUCACUGGCAUGGGGGUGUCAUACGACGGUACAGGGUCUGCACUGAUAUCAGAGUCCGAACACGGCAUCUGGAAGGCUGGAAGGCGCUGUCCUGAUCUGGCCCUACUCAAGCCGGGAUCAGGGCAGCAGACCCAGUCCGAGCCCCAGAGGCUUUACUCCAUUCCCCGGUACGGGCAGUUCUUGAUUGUCCAGGUGGGAACUAGCCAAGUUGGUGAUGAUCAACACCAGUCCCAAGGUGCGGCACUAUAUCUCACCAUUCGCACACCCAAUCACGACAACAGCGGACAGGCAUGUGGCCUCAGCAUAGAUGAGAGGCAGGAAUUCAGAGCAGACGAUGUCAGUGAAUCUGACGCCUGUGUCGUUGUUGUUCGUCCGGACAUGUACAUUGGUUAUGUGGGCAAUGAGACUGGGGCGGAGGAGUAUAUUGCCGGUUUCUUGGCGUAA
Messenger RNA from Pestalotiopsis fici W106-1, 1581 nucleotides. RefSeq lists its product as uncharacterized. The record is from RefSeq and is a predicted model, not a curated record. The transcript is spliced from 6 exons. NCBI's taxonomy places the organism in Eukaryota, Fungi, Ascomycota, Sordariomycetes, Amphisphaeriales, Sporocadaceae. Gene Ontology annotation, molecular function: FAD binding. The coding region runs from base 1 to 1581 and encodes 526 amino acids.